Messenger RNA from Ictalurus punctatus (channel catfish), 1608 nucleotides. RefSeq names its product eukaryotic translation initiation factor 6 (gene eif6). The record is from RefSeq and is a predicted model, not a curated record. Gene Ontology annotation, molecular function: ribosomal large subunit binding. The transcript has 5 exons. The coding region runs from base 527 to 1273 and encodes 248 amino acids. NCBI's taxonomy places the organism in Eukaryota, Metazoa, Chordata, Actinopteri, Siluriformes, Ictaluridae. Gene Ontology annotation, biological process: maturation of LSU-rRNA; ribosomal subunit export from nucleus; maturation of 5.8S rRNA. Gene Ontology annotation, cellular component: preribosome, large subunit precursor; nucleolus; cytosol.
UACACUCACUCACAAUGUCACACUCUCUCAUGCUCUCUCUCUCUCUCUCUCUCUCUCUCUCUCUCUCUCAUAUUCUUUCUAUCAAUCUACCUGUAUCAUACCCACUAAUUCUUUCUAUUAAUAACACUCUUCAUUUAUCUGUCUUUGAAAAAGUUUCAAACUUUCAGACUGGCUUCAUCAAGCCAACGUCAAAGUUUAUUGACGAGCUUUACCUAUCUAGUUUAUAUUGUUCAAUGUCCUGUCAUUUUUAUUAGCUAGGUUUAGCAGUAGUAUUUCUAACUAGUUAAUGUUAUCCAAAUAGUAUAAUGUCUCUAUUCAAACAGCUGUUCAAAUUGUAAGUAUUUCUAAUACACUUUAGUUCAAUCAAAUUUGUUUAGAUCAUAAUUCAAGAGUGUUCCAUCUCUUCCGCAAAGGGGUAGUGUGGGUGCAGGUUUUCAAUCAAGCAGGAGCCACACCUGAUUCCACCUGUUUAAUCAGUUAAUCUUGGCUUUCAGUGGACUUGGGUGUGGCUUCUGCUUGAUUUAGAAUGAAAACCUGCACCCAUGCUGGCCUUUUCCAGAUAAGAUUGGACACCCCUGUCAUACAUGCUGCAACCAGUUAUGUCUUGUGUUGUUCGGGGAUGUUACAGGUCUGUGACCAGAUUGCCUGCUUCUCGCAUUUUGACCUCAUAAUCAACUUGAGGAGAACUGGUCCUGAUUUCUGGAAAAAAUCUUCCCUUUACUUCCAAGGAAACCGUCACGGACUUCUUGUGCCCAACAACACAACAGAUCAAGAGCUGCAGCACAUGAGGAACUGCUUGCCAGAUGCUGUGCGCAUUCAGAGAGUGGAGGAGCGACUGUCUGCACUUGGAAAUGUCAUUGCUUGCAACGACUAUGUGGCUCUAGUUCACCCCGAUCUUGACAGGGAAACAGAAGAGAUUCUGGCUGACAAUCUUAAAGUGGAGGUGUUCAGGCAGACGGUGGCUGAGCAGGUGCUUGUGGGUAGUUACUGUGCCUUCAGUAACCAGGGAGGCCUUGUGCACCCCAAAACAUCUAUUGAAGACCAAGAUGAGCUCUCAUCACUCCUACAAGUGCCUUUAGUCGCCGGUACUGUAAACCGAGGCAGUGAGGUGAUCGCUGCUGGCAUGGUGGUGAAUGACUGGUGUGCCUUCUGUGGUUUGGAUACAACAAGCACAGAGCUGUCAGUCAUUGAGAGUGUGUUCAGGCUGAGUGAGACUCAACCGAGCACCAUAGCCACCAGCAUGAGGGACUCGCUUAUUGACAGCCUCACAUAAAUUCUGCAUGGAUGUAAAACAUGUUUUGGAAAUGGGUUGAAUACCAGACCAGGAUAUGGACAUCACCAUGAAGUGCAACAUUUAUCUCUUCCUGGACACAACUAUAGAGAUACACAUACACUUUGUAUUGUUUUGUAGUGUAUAAAGUGAUGUAAAUCUAAAUUUAAGUAAGUAAAAUGACAUUGAUAAAUCCAGUUUCCAACAUUUUCAUUGGUAAAGCUGCAGAACAAAAUGAGGGGGGGCUUACCAUGUAAAAUAUUCAUUGAGUAAAGAAUUUUAUUGUCUCUUAUUGUGUCAAUGUAGUGCAGUACCAUUAAAACUUUGGUUAAUACUCA